Messenger RNA from Diutina rugosa, 840 nucleotides. Its product is annotated as S-adenosylmethionine-dependent methyltransferase. The coding region runs from base 1 to 840 and encodes 279 amino acids. Gene Ontology annotation, molecular function: nucleic acid binding; protein methyltransferase activity. Gene Ontology annotation, biological process: protein methylation. The transcript has a single exon. Lineage: Eukaryota; Fungi; Ascomycota; Pichiomycetes; Serinales; Debaryomycetaceae. Gene Ontology annotation, cellular component: mitochondrion. The record is from RefSeq and is a predicted model, not a curated record.
AUGAGAGUAUCGCCGAAACAGAUACGCUUGGCCCACGCCGCCAGCCCUCAUCUUGCUCGGAUGCUUCGGGCAUGUGGCGGACUUGAGCACGCCCAACGAGAGUGGCAGUGGAUCAAAAACGAGCUUCCAAAACAUGAGUGGGCACAAGCAGCGUACCGACGAAGCCGCUACGAACCGUUACAGUAUAUUCUUGGCACACAACCAUUUGGCACGGUGGAAGUAAAAUGUCGUUCGGGAGUGCUUAUUCCGCGAUGGGAGACUGAAGAAUGGACAAUGAAGUUAGCAGACUUGAUUGAAGAAAACCUUCCUCGAGCCUCCAUCAUCGAUGGGUGUACCGGUACUGGAUGUGUGGCACUUUUGUUGAAAUCAAUGGUGCCCCAAUCGUCAGUACUGGCAUUUGACUUGUCGCCAUCUGCACUCUCGUUAGCCGAAGAAAAUUGCAACGAGUCAGGGGUUACUGUUUUCAAACACGAUGUGUUCACCCCGCUAGACCGGCCAGCAGACAUUUUGGUGGCUAACCCACCGUAUAUACCUCAAAUCGACAUGGAACGGUCGCAAUUUCAUCAGGGUCUCGAACGGCUGGUGCGAGAGUGGGAACCGCGAAUGGCUCUCGAAGGUGAUACUGAGUUUUACGAAGCAUUAAUAACCAACAUCGUCGAACCACUGAAGGCCCUGGCAUUUGUAUUUGAGGUAGGUUAUAAGCAUCAAUGCGAUUUUGUGAGACAGCGACUUCCUCAAUGGAAAGUGGUGGACUAUUACGAUAGCGCUGAUCGUAUCCGAUGUGUUGUUGGCUACCUACGUCAAUCCUCUUGGCUAGAAGCCAUUACAACGUCAAGUUAA